Drosophila simulans is the source of this 942-nucleotide messenger RNA. Its product is annotated as histone H3-like centromeric protein cid. Lineage: Eukaryota; Metazoa; Arthropoda; Insecta; Diptera; Drosophilidae. Gene Ontology annotation, molecular function: DNA binding; protein heterodimerization activity; structural constituent of chromatin. The record is from RefSeq and is a predicted model, not a curated record. Bases 111 to 788 code for a protein of 225 amino acids. The transcript has a single exon. Gene Ontology annotation, cellular component: nucleosome.
UAAUGGGUAUUAUUUGCUUUGCUUGAUACGGUCACACUGUCACACAAAAAGCGGGAAUUCUUUCAAAAAUUUCGUUUUCGUUAUUUUAAAUAAGUACACACAAUUUUAAAAUGCCACGACACAGUAGAGCCAAGCGCGCACCCAGGCCGUCGGCGAACAACUCAAAAUCGCCGAACGACGACGACACGGCCUUCCACUCGCCGGAGCCAGAAGACGGCACCGACUACGGCCUCGAGUUCACAACCAGCCAACUGACGCUUCAGGAAAACAAUCGGCGUUCCUCGACGAUGCGCAGGGACGCCGGACGGAGGCAGUCGCCAACGAAUGGUAGCUCAGCCAGUGGCGAGGAGGAGGACCAGGAGAAUCGCCAUCCCAGAGCCAGACCGUCGCAGACGCGUCGAUUGACCAUGCAGCAGGAAAGCAAGACGCGGGCAGCAGGGCCAGUUGCUGCGCAGAACCAGACCAGGCGGCGCAAAGCGACCAAUCCCAUGAGCAGAGCCAAGAGGAUGGAUCGCGAGAUUCGGCGACUGCAGCACCAUCCCGGUACACUGAUACCCAAGCUGCCGUUCUCGCGUCUGGUGCGGGAGUUUAUCAUGAAGUACAGCGACGGCGAGCCGCUGAGGGUCACCGAGGGCGCCCUAUUAGCCAUGCAAGAGUCCUGCGAAAUGUACUUGACGCAGCGGCUCGCGGACUCCUACAUGCUAACCAAGCAUCGCAAUCGCGUCACACUGGAGGUGCGCGACAUGGCAUUGAUGGCCUACAUCUGCGACCGGGGUCGGCAAGCUUAGUCCAAAAAAGAUGUUUAGGCUUAGUUUAAUUAUUUGUUUGAAUAGUUUUGUAUAUUCUUUGUAGUGUUUACGUAAUGAAAAGUUAAAAGAAAUUGUUAAAUCCCCCUUUUUAUACCAUUAAUAUUAGCUUUAAAUAAAUAUUUUUGCUUGACAA